AUGGGAGAAGCACCAAUACUCGUUCAUCAAGACCAGCAGAAUGGAGCUAGUAAUGGUUCUGAAUUAAAAGACGGAAAUUUCCAAACAACUACCACCAUUGGCGAUAAAACGUAUGUCAUCGGUGGAGCUGAUAAUGAAACUCUGUCCAGUGAUGUUCGAGUUUUCGAUAAGUGUCUCGGAGAAUGGGUUAAUCCAACUGUCUUAGGCACCAAACCCUUGUUAUGUGAAGGUCACUCAGCAGUGUUUUUGAAAGACCGAAUCGUAGUUCUUAAGAAGAAUCUUAAGCCAGAUGAUCAUACAUGGUUUCUGGAGGUAGACACUCAAUAUGUCAGGCAACAGAAAAAGAAAUUGGGGACUGAGGUUGUUGCAUGGAGUAAGGGUGUGAUAGGAAAUGUUGAGAAACCUGUUGUUAUUAGCGGUCCUUCUGGAGUAGGUAAAGGAACAUUGAUAUCGGUGCUCAUGAAGGAAUUUCCAUCCAUGUUUGGUUUCUCAGUGAGCCACACAACCCGUGCCGCAAGAGGAAAGGAGAAAGAUGGUGUCCAUUAUCAUUUUACUGAGAAGAGUAUUAUGGAGAGAGAGAUCCAAGAUGGAAAGUUUCUUGAGUUUGCUGCUGUGCAUGGUAAUUUGUAUGGGACCAGUGUUGAGGCUGUUGAAAUGGUAUCAGAUGCAGGGAAAAGGUGUAUUCUUGAUAUUGAUGUUCAAGGGGCAAGAUCUGUGAGGGCUAGUUAUCUUGAAGCUAUAUUCAUCUUUAUCUGUCCCCCAUCAAUGGAAGAGCUGGAGAAGCGUCUUCGUAAAAGAGGAACGGAGACAGAAGAACAGGUUUUAAAAAGAUUACGAAAUGCUCAGGCCGAGAUUGAGCAAGGGAAGUCAUCAGGCGUAUUUGAUUUCAUCUUAUACAACGACAAACUUGACGUGUGCUAUGACAGUCUCAAGAAAUUAUUGGGACAUGAUGGUUAUGUCACUCCUCCACCUAAUCCAGCUGCAAGAGAGUUCAAUCUCCCAACGGAUUAUUCAGUAACCGAACUUAAUGACAAAAUCAUCAUAUACUGCAACUCUUCCGAACUAGACAACAUGAUAAUGUUAGACGUGUCCUCGCUUAAAGGCGGUGCACCUGGCAGGACAAGAGGGCUGGAUUUCAUUCAGAUGGAACAGCUUCACAUUCAAUGA
This is a messenger RNA of Vicia faba (fava bean), 1167 nucleotides long. Lineage: Eukaryota; Viridiplantae; Streptophyta; Magnoliopsida; Fabales; Fabaceae. The record is from the annotation of a GenBank genome assembly.